Daphnia pulicaria is the source of this 4298-nucleotide messenger RNA. Its product is annotated as mucin-2-like. NCBI's taxonomy places the organism in Eukaryota, Metazoa, Arthropoda, Branchiopoda, Diplostraca, Daphniidae. Gene Ontology annotation, molecular function: serine-type endopeptidase activity. The transcript has 9 exons. Gene Ontology annotation, biological process: proteolysis. The record is from RefSeq and is a predicted model, not a curated record. The coding region runs from base 1023 to 4100 and encodes 1025 amino acids.
UGGGUUAUUUGCUAAAUAAUAAUUGUGUCAUUUACUUCUAGGCAUUUUGAAGUAAUUUAAUCGAUUAUAUUUUUCCGGGCAUAAAGUCACAAGAGAAAUUGGCACCAAAAAAAUUCUGCGAUUCUCAUAAUUCAUAACUAUAUCCAGUGCAUAACGAUUUGUAGAAAAAAAAACUGUUGGAUAUCAUAUGUGUACAGUAUAUCGUGCUAGAGGGCUGUUGUUUAUGUUGAAGUCCACUCGGCAUUUGCCAGUUUCGAAAAAAAUAUGGUCACACAAGUGACACAACAUGGUGCGCACACUACAGAGCCUAAUCAGAUAUCUGAGCAAGUUGGUUUGCAACUGGCCAACACAUGCGUGUGCCCAUUUCGAAAAGUGUGAUAAACUGAAUUAUACUGAACCGGAGCUUUUUUUCAUUCCCAAACGUUCAUGUGAAAUGCAAACAUAUAGCAUAUAGCUGUAGUCCUGCCGCUGCAUAGCCUUCGUCACGCAAAGCACGGCUAAUGCACACCGUUUGUCACUGUCUAGUAAUCAGUAGCCCAUACCUAACCUGACGUGACUAUAUUUUCGUUAUUUUUUUCAACUAGCAACAUAUCUAUGUGAGCACCUGUCCAUCAAGUUAUCAAGUUGACGAUCUGAAACAGACGUUCUGUCAUUUCGAAACGUUUCAGUGUAGGACAGUAAGCUACGGAUAGCACUCGAGUGAACCUGCGUCAUGCAAAGAAUAACGAACGCAAUAGGAAUACAUAUGGCCCACCAAUGACAGAGCGCCACAAAACAUAUCGCCGCCUUAUUUUCUCUGCGCGCAGACCGAGCCAGUUGUCAACUGCACGCCCUCUACUAUUGGGAGGUGGCGAAAAGACACUGCUCGUAUACCAUAAGCCGAUUUAUAAGUAAACCCGGCUCAACUAUACGGGUGAAUUUCAAAUAUAUUAAGGGGUUACCUCAGCAAAUGGAAUUAGUUGAGCGCCUUACCCGACCACUGGCAUUUUGAGGUCCGCUCGAGGCUCGACAAUUUUCAAACAAUGCAUCUUAAUGUUUGGGCUAUUACUACCUUCCUUUUUUUGGUUGGAUCCACUUUUUCAAAAUCUUUCCUCAAAAUUGCUGGAGAAAAUGACGCUACAAACCUGAGGAUCAUUGGUGGAAUCGACGCUCCAGCUGGCCAAUAUCCAUUUACGGCAAGUAUUCUUUCCUUACGGAGUGCUUGUGCUGGAACUUUAAUUGCUCCUUCCUAUGUCUUGACAGCGGCCCACUGCGUUACUCUACAUUCCACCAGCGCCUAUGAGAUCUGGGAUUCCAAGGUGUACCUGAAUACGUUAAGUGUAACUGGUGAAGGAACGGGCUCCAUUACGAGAUCCGUGUCCAAAAUUAUCGUCCAUAAAAACUACUCCAGUAUUGGCACCGGUUACGUUAAUGACAUCGCCAUCAUAGUUUUAGACUCACCCGUAACAACGAUUACUCCAGUCCCAACUGCAGAGGAAACAACAACAACAGCGCAAUCAGUAACACAAGAAACAACAACUGAAACUUCUACAACCGAAGAACCAACAACAACAGAGGAACCCACAACGACUGAAGAAAUCACAACCACCAAAGAACCCACAACCACCGAAGAACCAACAACAACCGAAGAACCAACAACUACUGAAGAACCAACAACAACCGAAGAACCAACAACUACUGAAGAACCAACAACAACCGCAGAACCAACAACAACCGAAGAACCAACAACAACCGAGGAACCCACUACGACCGAAGAACCCACAACGACCGAAGAACCAACAACAACCGAAGAACCAACAACUACAGAAGAACCAACAACAACCGAAGAACCAAAAACAACCGAGGAACCCACAACGACCGAAGAACCCACAACGACCGAAGAACCAACAACAACCGAAGAACCAACAACUACUGAAGAACCAACAACAACCGAAGAACCCACAACGACCGAAGAACCAACAACAACCGAAGAACCAACAACUACUGAAGAACCAACAACAACCGAAGAACCCACAACGACCGAAGAACCAACAACAACCGAAGAACCAACAACUACUGAAGAACCAACAACAACCGGAGAACCAACAACUACUGAAGAACCUACAACAACCGCAGAACCAACAACAACCGAAGAACCAACAACUACUGAAGAACCAACAACAACCGAAGAACCAACAACAACCGAAGAACCAACAACUACAGAAGAACCAACAACAACCGAAGAACCAAAAACAACCGAGGAACCCACAACGACCGAAGAACCAACAACCAAAGAACCAACAACUACUGAAGAACCAACAACAACCGAGGAACCCACAACGACCGAAGAACCCACAACGACCGAAGAACCAACAACCGAAGAACCAAUAACAACCGAGGAACCCACAACGACCGAAGAAACCACAACAACCGAAGAACCAACAACUACUGAAGAACCAACAACUACUGAAGAACCCACAACAACCAAAGAACCAACAACUACUGAAGAACCAACAACAACUGAGGAACCAACAACAACCGAAGAACCCACAACAACCGAGGAACCAACAACUGAGGAACCGACAACAGCAGAGGAACCCACAACUACCGAAGAACCUACAACUACUGAAGAACCAACAACAACCGAAGAACCUACAACUACUGAAGAACCAACAACAACCGAAGAACCAACAACUACUGAAGAACCAACAACAACAACCGAAGAACCAACAACUACUGAAGAACCAACAACAACCGCAGAACCAACAACAACCGAAGAACCAACAACAACCGAGGAACCCACUACGACCGAAGAACCCACAACGACCGAAGAACCAACAACCGAAGAACCAACAACUACUGAAGAACCAAUAACAACCGAAGAACCAACAACUACUGAAGAACCAACAACAACCGAAGAACCAACAACAACCGAGGAACCAACAACAACCGAGGAACCCAGAACAACCGAGGAACCAACAACUGAGGAACCCACAACAACCAAGGAACCCACAACAACCAAAGAACCAACAACAACAGAGGAACUCACAACAACCAAAGAAGUCAAAACCACCGAAUCUACUACUUUAGAGCCCACAACGAAACCAACGACGACAACUAAAACUACAACGAAGCCAACCACGAAAACAACUACAAGGCCAACCACUAAAACAACUACAAGGCCAACCACUAGAACAACUACAAGGCCAACCACUAAAACAACUACAAAACCAACCACUAAAACAACUACAAAGCCAACCACUAAAACAACUACAAAGCCAACCACUAAAACAACUACAAAGCCAACCACUAAGACAACUACAAGGCCAACCACUAAAACAACUACGAAGCCAACCACUAAAACAACUACGAAGCCAACAACUAAAACAACUACAAAGCCAACCACUAAAACAACUACAAGGCCAACCACUAAAACAACUACAAGGCCAACCACUAAAACAACUACAAGGCCAACCACUAAAACAACUACAAGGCCAAACACUAAAACAACUACGAAGCCAACCACCAAAACAACUACAAGGCCAACCACUAAAACAACUACAAGGCCAACCACUAAAACAACUACAAAGCCAACCACUAAAACAACCACUAAGCCAACCACCAAAACAACAACGAAAACCACUACGAAACCAACGACAAAAACAACAACAAAACCGACUACUAAAACAACGAAGCCAACCACUAAAACAACUAGAAAAUUAACAACUAAGAGACUGGCCCUAAGAAAUUUCGAUAGUUACGAGAGUUCGAACGCCAUAAUCGCUGGAUGGGGACUAACAUCUGAUGGAGGGUAUAGUUCCGACACGUUGAAGGCUGCCGACGUCCAAAUUCUCACUAACCAAGACUGUGGCCAAAAAUGGGGCAGCUUAUUCAACGUGAAUACGAUGAUGUGUGCCGCCGGAUCAACCAGCUCCAUCUGUGUGGAUGACGAAGGUGGUCCGAUUCUUGUUAACGGAUCUCAAGUAGGUAUCGCCAGCUUCUUUUCCAGCAGUAGUCAAUGUAGUGAUCCUAACGCUCCCGCCGUGUUUACCCGAGUCUCCGCUUACGCUGGCUGGAUCGCGCAAACCAUGGCUGAGAAUCCCCCUCCAUCAUCCGGAUGAAAACAUCUGCGAAAAAGCAGUCUCUCAGUCUUUUAGACAUCUUUAUCCAGAUAAGAUUUUCUAAAAUAUACAAUAUAGAAAUAUUUACAUUAAACUUUUAGGAUUGCUUCUGAGUGUCGCGUGAAAAAUUAUGCUUAAAGGUCAUGUCUGGUGCACAAAUACAUUUUUUGGGGCAGGUAAUAAAGACAUGAAAUCUGA